ACUCAUCUAAGAGAUGGAAACUCUGAAAUCAAACCCGGAGAUGGAGUCCCGAAAGGCGGACAACAUUUCAUUGGUACAAUGAAACAUUCCGACAACUCCUGCGACAUCACUGGUGCCAAGCUGUAUCAUCCAAUGAUGUUCCCUUGGGUUCUCCAGCGGCGUGGAGAGAGGUGAUUUGCUGUUGGGAACCAGCUUAUAAUCCUUGAAGAAUAAUCCCAGGCCAUGUGGAUUUCGUCCUCCGAAGUCACAUUGUGACGGACGGAUGCCAGGAAAAAAAAAACAAAAAAACUUAAAUCACUUAACUAUUAAAUUGUAUUAUUACUCUCAGUCUCAUCAGACCUCAUACACAUUUGCCCUGAGUUGCAGUGAAGUAUGAUUCACAAUGGUACCAUGAUUAUCAUAGUCAGACAUGUGAAAUAUAUAUAUAGUAUUAAUUUAAACUAAUCAUAAAUCGUAGUCAUACUUUCACUCUCAGUCAACAAUGUCAUGUCAAAAAAAUAUAUUUUAAAAUGCUUCCAUUUCCAUAAAUUUUGUUUGAACAGAAAAAUUGUGGAGAUUGACUAAAAUUUAUUAGAACAUUAAUAGAUUUGGCAACUCUGAUUAGGGUGGGCCUAUUCAAAUUUCUCAAUACCAGUACCUCAAAGGUCAUGGGAGUUAAAUUCUGACCGAUACCCUUCUCCUUCUCCAAAAUGUGAAAAACCACAAAGUAGGGAUUUAUAGGCCUAUAUACCAGUAUUUUAAAGUUAAGAUUAAAUAAACCCUUCACACACUCUUAUAAUCUUAUAAACCUUUGACACAAUUUUAUUAAUCUUUCCAACACUUAUAAACACUUCCUAUGCCUAUGAUCUUAAUUCUUUACAGCACAGUAUAUAAAAGAAUGUAUAUUAUUAUUUAUUGUAUACCGCAAAAUCCUGUGAAAUGGCAAAAAAUCGCUGAACAUAUCCUAGGAGAAAACUCGUGAAAAAGUGAGAAUGCAAAGUAGUGAGGUAUUACUGUAUAUCAUUUGGCUUGGCAACAUAUAAAAUUGUUUCCCUUAACCCUUCACUGCUGGUUUUGGGGCAUCAAAUUUUGCUGACUCAGCAAUUAAAAAAACGUACUGAUGAAAAUUUCGGUAUUUGUUCAUUCUCUAACCGAUUCGCUUAUUAAAUUCUCUAUAAAUUAACGAAUAAAGAAAUAUAUAGAAUUGAAAUAUGACGUCAACGUGAUGCCAUGGUAUUUCAGAAAAGUUCUUUGCCUCUUUGUUAUGACGAUAAUGUGACGUCCAUGGUAAUUGAAAGUGGGUGAUCAUAACGAUUCGUUGACGUCAGCGGUAAUGAACUGGUUAAAUUUUUUGUUCAAUGAAAAAGAUUUUUUUUUUUAGGGUCUUAAACUAUAGGCUAUGAAAGUCAAUAAAAAAAAGUGCAAAGUCAAAGAUUAACAUAAAAACAUAACUAGGGCUGGCUAUAAAAUAAAUAAGGUUAAUAAGAUCCAUUUUCCAACCAACCUUAGUGCAUCAAGGUAAAAUAGGAUGAAGUCGGUUUAAAAAGAUCAUAUUUUUGUCUCAUGACCUAAGCUUUUUUUUUUUCUUUGCAUAAUGUAUUGAUCCUUGAAAAAUGUUACUCGCUUGAGUCUGAAGAACAAAAGUAGAAACUAUUUGCAAUCCAAUUAUUCUUAAGCUAACAACGAGUCAACCCUAUGUAAGAAUUAGUCUUAGAAAGGCUCAGUCAUAAGCAGAUGUACACUUUAACCUGCUCUUUGGAAGUGUAUGGUAUCAAAAUAACUAUAUUAACCUGACCUUGGCAUUAUAACCUGAACUAAAGGUUGUGUCCUUAAAGUUAAAAUCAAUAGAAUAACCAAGUCUUAUUGUGUCACUCAUAUAUUAUUAUUUUAUAUAUGAUAGUCUUGAUAGUUUACUAGGCAACUAGGUCUGUGUGAAUCUAAUUUUUAUGUAUUAAUUUUUAAAAUUUACUUUAAAAUUUUUUAUAACUUAAAAUAAGUUUAAUUUAAAUUCACAUUUUGUUUACAUUAAUUUUUAACAGGUUUGUACUGAAUUUGAUUGAAACAUGUCACAUAAGACUUUAAAACAGGUAAGGAUAUAAAUUUGUUCACAUAUAAUUUUACUAUUAUUCUUAAACUAUUCUAGUAAUGUAGUUUUUGGUAACAUCCUAUCGACCAUAGCAUUUUAAUUUCCUAUUAAAAAAGCAGUAAUUAAUAGAAUACUUCAAUCCCAAGACAUUUUUACACCUUUUAGUCUCUUUCCACUAUUAUCAUCAUUUAAUCAAAUACUUUUUUUUGGAGCUAUUUAGUGACUUGAUUGAUUUCUAUCGUGAACUUUUUACUAAUUUCUUAGUGGUUUAAUUUUAAGAUUAUAAUUUUUAACAAUUAAAUCAGCUAUAGAGGAAGAAUACAAGCAGUGGGCCUAAAGCAGGUUGCAACAAAAAAUGCUUAAGGAUGUCCGCAAGAUCAUUUACAUCCCUUUCCCCCUCGUCUGCAUUUGUUCGUUUUUGAACUAACCCUAAGAUAAGUCUCUGGCUGUGCACAAUGACAGCCAGAAGUUGUGUUAUAUGAAAUUGUUGAUUUUGUCAUAGCAAUUUUCUAAUUUUUUUCAAGAUAAACUAUUGGUAUUUUUCUAUUUUAUCAAAUCUUGUUUCAUCAAAACAAAAUCCAAAAGAAUCAUAUCACUUUUAUUUCAGUUCAUCCUUAGAUCUGAAGUUUUAAAGUUGUACCGUACGUUUAUCAGAGUCACAUACAAAGUUGAGGACUUAGACAAGCGAAAAGAGUUGCAAAGGUGGAUUCGAGCAGAUUUUGACAGCAGCAAGAGUCAUAGUGAUGAGGUACUGAUAACUAGUGUACAUUAAACUUAGGGAUGUUUAAAAAUUUAUCAGGUUUUCAAUUAUUGGUUUUUAUAGCGGUAAUUGUUUGAUGUGUAUGUAGAAAAGGUUCAUUUGAAUUAAAUUAUUUUUAUCAUUUUGUAUGGAAAGUUAAAGAAAUUCCGGAAUUGCUUUAUUAUGUAAUAAUCCCUCUAUUAUCUUUGAUAUGAAUGGUUGCUGCACCACAGAGAAAUUUAUAAAAAGUUGUAUUUCACAUCCUAGAUGUUCUAGCUUUAUUGUAAUUGUGGAUAUACAGACCAAUAGUUUGUACUAUUUUCAACAACAAAAAAAAUUAAUCUUAAUGAUGUUUAUUGUCCUGAUGUUCCAUUAUUCAUAUUCAAUUGUGUUUUAUUACAGGAAGUCAUAAGGAUGAUGAUCAGUAAAGGAAAGUUAUCUCUACGUGAGCUGGAACAAGCUGUUAUGAUGGCUAAAUGAUAGUUUAAAAAAAAAAAAGAUUUAUAUCUAUAAACUGACUAAAAGUAAUGUAAUGUCAUUUAAUGAAAAGAAAGCUAAACGUCCACUGCCCAAAUGGAUGGAGACCCUAAAUCAGCAAAAACAGAUGUUCAUUUCUGAAUGUCAAGAAAGUGCAGGGAACAUUAAUGCAUUCACAGGUGAGAAUGAUGCAUCGGAUUCACCAGAUGGCAUUAUGGAUGGAAAAACAAUCUCUACAAAUAACCAACAGUUAUCCUAUUGUAAAAAUCCUCUGCUAUUAAAUACAGCUUCACAGAUUCUAUCACAGUCAAUGCCAUUGUUAAGCUUCAAAGGAUCUAUUACAUACUCCUAUCAUUAUUCUGACUGUGCCUGUAUAUGUCAAGAUAUAUUGUCUUCCUUGCAUCAUGAAGAUAAAAAUAUCAUUGGAUUUGACAUGGAGUGGCCUGCGUCCUACCAAAAAGGUUUCACAGACAAAACAGCUUUGAUACAGUUAUGUGUGUCAGAAGAUUCUUGCUUCUUGUUCCAUGUUGCUGCCAUGUGUUCUGUACCAAAACCUUUGAUUGAUUUGAUUCUUAACCCUUGUGUUAUCCUAGUUGGUUUGAACAUCACCUCUGAUUUGUGGAAACUUGAAAGAGAUUUUGACGUGAGAGUUAAGCCGGCCAUUGAUAGGGGAUCGGUUUGUGAACUUGGAAUAAUGGCAAAUAAAAAACUUAAAUCUUCUGAAAGGUGGGACCUGGAUGGCUUGUGUAGGAAUGUUCUUAGGCACCGUCUGGAUAAGGACAGAAACCUUAGGUGUGGCAACUGGGCUGAUGUACCUUUAAAUGAUAUGCAGAAAAAUUAUGCAGCGUCUGAUGCUUUAGCUUCACUAUUGUUGUACAAGCAUUUAAAUGAUAAACUAAAUGACCAGGUCAUUCAGUAAGUUUUGCUUACCUAUGUAAAUUUAUGUCUUUACCUUCAGUUUGGUACUAAUACAUUUGAAGUGUUAUAUUUUUUGAAAUUUUUAAAAAAUUCACAAUGACUGAUGAAAUUAUAUUUAUAUCAUGCUACUAAAGGCAUCAAGAGACUUACUGAUUUUAACUAAAUUUUUGCUGCAAUACAUAUGUGUGACCCUGACUUUCAAGGAAAUAUUGGAACAAAAUAUGUUAGGCUUGAAAUUAAAUGACUUCAGAUUUAAAAUAAUGUUUUGGCUAGAUGCUUUAUUCUUCUGUCUUUCAAACAUUUUUUAAUUUGUAGACCAGUCAGUGAGUUCAUUAUAGAUCUAGCAAUAGGAAACUAAACAGAUCUGGAUGCAAUAUUGAAUGCAAUUCUAAACUCUAAUGGAGAUUAUUCAUCUAUCAAGUUGUCCUCUUUAGAGCCCCAAGAUAAGAGUUAUAUAAGGUUCUUAUGCAUUUACUGCUUUGUUACCGAUAUAACAAGUUAAAAAUUAAAGUAAAAAGGAAUUUUAUUAAUUUUUGCUCAUUUAAUACUUUAAAAAAUUGUGUAGUUUGUUAGGCUUGUGUACAGUUUUCACUUUUGAAAGCAUUUCCAUUGAAUAAGCAUGUCCAUAGUUUAGCUUCAAACCCCAACUCCCACUCAUUUAUUGUUCGAAAAAAUAUAAUUUUGUACAGAAAUGGCAACUGUUUAUCAUUACUUUUCAAAAUUAUUAUGUUCCUCCAUUUUAUUUUACAAUGAGCAAUUGUGAGUCAGAGUCACAAGACUGAAGAAUUCUUAUUUUUAACUUUGGUGGUUCCAACUGUUCUAAAGUCGAUGUCAGCAAAAAAAAAGUGCCAAUUUCAUUACUCAGUUAUGCAAGAUAAUUUCCUUUUUCCCACAUAUCCAUUUACUGUAACAUAUUAUUAUUAUUAUUAUUAUUAAGGUGGUUUUAUAUAGCGCAGUACCUAGGGCUAGGCUCACUGUGCCUCACAUAAAAAUUAGGACAGAAAAUUAUACAUUUAAAAACAACAAAUUAUAAAAAAAGCUGGACCUCACCCACUCAAGUACUAUCAACCCCUGUCUAGCCAUGGACAGUAGCAUCGAGCGUUGUUUAUCAGUUAAGAGUGGGGUGAGAAUGAAUCGGUAUAUCACAGUUUGAAGAGAUGGUUCUUACACGCAGUUGUGAAGGCUGGUCUGGUUGUUAUAUUGUGGAUGUACAAUGGGAGAGAAUGCCAAUGUUUUGGGGCACAGAAAGAUCGUUCACCAUGUUUUAGUGCCUGUUCUUAAAGUUAAAAGGGUUUAACUAGAAAAUUGUAUAUGACAAGUUUAUUAGUCUGUCAGACUCUCAUCCUUCAUCAUUUCAUGUCUAACACUUCAUUUUUGAUUGACCAAUUCCCCCUUUUGAAUGUCCUCUUCACAGAGUUUUUAUUCAACAGUUAUGAUGAUUGAAUAAAUAUCUUAACC
Molecule: messenger RNA, 5657 nt
Organism: Lymnaea stagnalis (great pond snail)
Lineage: Eukaryota; Metazoa; Mollusca; Gastropoda; Lymnaeidae
Source: the annotation of a GenBank genome assembly